Messenger RNA from Letharia columbiana, 1167 nucleotides. RefSeq lists its product as uncharacterized. The transcript is spliced from 3 exons. The record is from RefSeq and is a predicted model, not a curated record. NCBI's taxonomy places the organism in Eukaryota, Fungi, Ascomycota, Lecanoromycetes, Lecanorales, Parmeliaceae. The coding region runs from base 1 to 1167 and encodes 388 amino acids.
AUGGAGUCCAACUAUCCAUACUCGCAGAAUGCCAACCAACCCCACUCGCAACAAGCCAGAGAUGAACAUCGACCAACACAUUUUCAGAAUGGCCUUUCCGGCCAACAAGCAGGCUUUGGGUUAGGACCAACGCCAGAUACUGAGACCUACGGCUAUCCAGUCUCACAGUACCAUGGCUCCCAUACGCAACAAACGCGCUUCCAGGGUUCCCAAGAACCUCAACACACAGACUUUGCCUUGCAUCAACCUCUGUAUAACCCUGUUACGGGUAUCAUCAACGACCCUUUCCUGUCGGAUACCGAUUUUCAGUACCAGGAAACGGAUUACCGUACACAGUAUACUGGUAUUGGCGCCAACCCUUCUUGGCCGCAUGUCGGCUUUCAAAACCAGCAGACGGGAUCCUAUACACAGUACACUGGCGUGGGCAAUAACCCUCCAUGGCCCCAUGUCGGCCUUCAAGCUGCGCAGCCAGCCUUUGCUUCCCCUCAUCAGGAAGCGGACAUUGGUCACGGGUUUCGAUUCGAACCUUCAACUGUUGCUCUGCAGUAUAAUCAGCAGCAACAAGCGGAUCGCAACUUCCAGCCAUAUCAUCCAGGUGCUGUUGCGUCAGGACAUCACCAACAAGCCGCAGGCUUUGGCGUUCCACAACAAAUACAACCAAGUUGGGAUGGAACACAAGCGCCACAAUGGCAGCCAGGGUAUACGCAACAGCGAGUCACGGUUCCAGCAGUAGACCUUCAGGAUCUGCACCUGUCUCAACUACGGGUUGUAUGUAGGAAUAACGGCAUCCAAUGUCCUAUCGCGUUGGGGACACCCGAGGUCAUCCAGUUGCUUGAGAUGCAUGGAGCUCCACUGAUCGCGGCAUUCGUUUCAGAAAAGACCGAUGCAGCAAGGCCGAUCUUAUUCAAGCGCUCCAAAAUUAUGAUCGAUUCAAGGGAACGGGAUGAUGGAGAGGAUGGCGGACAAGGACUAGGAGGAAAGACAGCUAUGGGUCAGAAAACCAACAGAAAUCCUCCAAACUCGCCCUCAAAUAUGCUUCUAGCUUCUCAGCUGGCAGACACCUCUACAUGGUCUUUCUACAAAGGUCCAUUCAAGGGCAGAGCACACCCUGAGUCCUUGGGGCUGAAGAGAAGCUUUGGUGAGAGACUAUUCGAAGCAGGAUCGUAA